Paracoccidioides lutzii Pb01 is the source of this 5175-nucleotide messenger RNA. Its product is annotated as ubiquitin carboxyl-terminal hydrolase. Gene Ontology annotation, biological process: protein deubiquitination. The transcript is spliced from 4 exons. The record is from RefSeq and is a predicted model, not a curated record. Gene Ontology annotation, molecular function: cysteine-type deubiquitinase activity. Bases 1 to 5175 code for a protein of 1724 amino acids.
AUGCCUGCCAGAGUUUUUGUACGGGAUGGUGGAGAGAAGCAAGGAUUCUAUUUACAGUUAGCUGCCACAGCCCGUGGUCAGCUCACUUUCACCACGCCUUCUUCAAAGAGACGCAAGGUUGCAGAGUGCAAAGUUGGAGCCCGUGGCCGCCCUGCCCGUUCUUUGCCCCAAACGAACAAUUUUUCCAGCCCUCGUUCCUCCUCCAGGCUACGGCGGCGUACCAGUAGCAGCCAUCUUAGCGGAUCUGCCUCUGCCUUGCCUACAACAGCAACCAUAGCAACCACAACGCCCAUAGCAUCAUCACCAACGUCACCAUCAACGUCGAUAUCGGCAUUGACAUCGACACCGUUCCCUACGAGUCUCAUUUCCUCAACUGACGCAAGCAACGCCUCUACCACGCUCCCUUCCAACACAACUGCUUCGUCUGGUCCAGCAUAUAUCCCUGCCCACAUACAACGCGAACUCCGUCGGAAAAAACAUUGCACGAGGACUCCGAAAAAAAUUCGAUCUGCCACCCCAGGCUCUCCAGAUACAGCUGCCAGCUCUCCCAGUGCUGCCUACGCCGAACUCAGCUUGAAUACAGAGCCCUCUGCUGCUGCUUCUGCUCCUGCUGCUGCUGCUGUCAUGGCUGCAUCUGAAGACAUGUCGGGCUCGUCUCCUCAUCCUCAUGGAGCGGAUGAUGUCUCUGAGAAUGGUCGACAAGAAUUGCAGUCUGCCCCCGCCGUAAAGCGGCCUGCUGCUGAAAUGGGUGAGGACGACCGCCAACCUCAAGAUGUCGAAAUGGGGGCCGCUCCGUCUGGUGGCAAUGAGGAGAAGGAAGUCUUGUCAUCCUACAACCCUGUUCCUAAGAGCAAGAAGCAGACGGAUCGACCAACGAGGCAUCGUAGAGCUGUAUCUGUGGAUAUGGAAGGACAGGAUGAUGAUUCCAUGGAGGUAAAACAUGAGAACCCAAAGUCUGCUUCUUCCGAAGACACAGUUAGCUCGUCUUCGGAUAGCGUCUAUCCCACACCAUCCAGCAUGUCGACAUAUACCUCAUCCACACGCGAAGAUUACAAACCAUCCCAUACUCAGCCUCGUGCCAGUCAUGACAUGCCGUCAAUCGACGACCAGGUCGCCAUUGUAACCAAACUGCUGCUGCAACCGCUGAAGGAGAACCAGAAGGGAUAUGUGGUUUCUGCGAACUGGCUAGGCCGUGUCCUUUCGAGGAGUUCCAAAGGAGGCUUACCACGGGAGAAAAUCGAUAAAACUGCUUCAGAAGGAGAAAUUGGUCCUGUCGACAACUCAGAUCUUGUUUUGGUUACGGAUCCUUCCCUCUCAUACAAAGAUGAGGCUGGCGAGCUAUUCGUUCCCUUACGACCUGGCUUGCAGAUCGGAGAGGACUUCGAAGUGCUACCAGAAGACGCCUGGGAAAUGAUCAUGAAAUGGUACGGCCUCUCAAGAGACUCUCCUGCCAUUGUUCGAUUCGCUCAUGACACCGCCACGGGAACUACGGAAAAUGUCCAGUAUGAGCUUAACCCUCCAAUUUUUACCAUUUUGAAAUUACCAAACCCUUCCCAAUCCCAGGCUCAGAUCGCCCAGGACAAAGCUCGUGCUCCUGUAAAAACUCUGGCUAGCAGACACACACCGUUUCAGCAGUGGUUACGGAACGUGAAAAGCUUGGCAUCUAUCGAAAUGUCUACAAAAGUCCGUGUCUGGAGAAUUCUCGAAGGGCUGAACAGCACCGCAACGUCUGGUAUCAUCACCCCUGCGGCAUCCAGAAGCACCUCCCCUGCCCCUGGCGCCACAUUGACCGCCAACGCUGGCAACAGCCUUGUGCUGGACGUGAACAAAUUCGUUGCUCUUGUCGAAGGCUCUCAGCGUGAACUACUUGAAAUGAAGGACCAAACAGCCAAUCUAAAAUAUAACGGCAGCCUUACAUUGCACCUUGCCGGCCUGGGAGGCGACGAUGUCAUUGUGCUAGAAGAACAAGUUGGUGGUCCUGGUGGCGGAGAGUGGGUUGCUGAUUGCGCUGGCAAAAACGCAAAUCAUCUUUCUGUUACUGCAAUCAAGGCCGGCUCCCAAAACAAGGCUAAGGCCAAAGCUCCCGCUACCAGCGGUCGAGCCUCAUCACCUGCUGUUGGGCCCGUUACUAGGGGACGGCAGCGUAAAGACGGCCGCUCUCGUGGCGUCACUGGCUUGAGCAAUCUUGGAAAUAGUUGCUAUAUGAACUCCGCUUUACAGUGUGUUCGGAGUGUAGAAGAAUUGACUCAAUAUUUCCUCCAGGAUGAAUACAGGAAGGACCUUAAUCCAGGCAAUCCACUUUCUCAUGAUGGGAAUGUUGCUAAGGCUUAUGCAAAUCUGUUGCAUCAACUGUUUGAUGAAAAUGGAACCUCCUCUUUUGCUCCCCGUCAAUUUAAGCAAACGAUCGGAAGAUAUGGUCCUUCGUUCUCUGGAUAUGGCCAGCAAGAUUCUCAGGAGUUUGUGCUUUUCCUUCUGGACGGGUUGCAGGAGGAUUUGAAUAGGAUUCAAAAGAAGCCGUAUAUCGAAAAACCAGAUUCUACUGAUGAUAUGGUUAACGACAAUGCUGCACUGCAACAAUUUGCUAGCAAAUGCUGGGAUAUCUACAAGGCACGGAAUGACUCGGUAAUUACUGACCUUUUCGCAGGAAUGUACAAGUCCACUGUGGUCUGUCCCGUUUGUGAUAAAGUUAGCAUAAUUUUCGAUCCAUUUAGCAAUCUCACCUUGCAACUCCCGAUUGAAAACCUUUGGAGCAAAGAAUUGUUUUUCUUCCCUCUUUAUUCCCGCCCCGUUCGAUUGGAUGUUGACAUCGACAAAAACUCCAGUGUCAAGGCUUUGAAAGAAUAUGUGGGGGAAAAAGUUAACGUCGAUACCAGCAGACUUGUUAUGGCUGAGAUCUACAAACAAAAGUUCUAUAAAAUGUUUGAUAAUACAUCAAGCAUUGCCGAUUGUCAGAUUAGUGCAUCGGAUGAUAUCGGUAUUUUCGAAGUUGAAUCCGUACCAACUAGUUACGACCCAGAUAAACCCCCCAAACGAUCUUCCUACUCCAGCCUUGUCUUCACCAGUAGCUCCGCUGACCAAGAUAUUCCACCUUUUGACUCCCCAAAAUGCGAUAGGAUGCUCAUCCCCGUUUUCCACCGUACCAUCAAAUCGCAAGGCGCUAGGAUUUCACGGCAACUAUUCGGUGCUCCUUCAUAUAUUGUGGUUAACCGCGAAGAGGCAUAUGAUUAUGAUAGCAUACUGCGUAAAGUUCUGCGAAACUCGGCAAAUCUAACAAGUCGAGAUUUCCUCCGUGAAGAUGAUGGAGAUGCUGUCAUGAGCUCUAGUCCAGCUGAGGAUUCCGAUACUGUCGUUACCAAUGACGAUGACUUUGACUCCUCCGAUCCCAAGAUAAAGGUGUCUUCCGUUGACGGGGAGGACGGUCUAGUUGAUGUAUCGAUGCGGGAUGCUUCCGAUCCAUCAAGUCAAAUUAAAUCGAAACCCAGAAAUAAUCCUGUUACUAUUCCGAAAGUUCUUCGGCCAGGUAGCUUCAUCCCGCCUAAUCUUCGCAAAUUAUUCGAGAUAAAAAUCAUGCGAUCUACCGAUGCUGUUCCCACCGGAUUUUCCUCCGUUGACGAAAUCAAAGACUUCACUUCGAUGGCCUCCAGACUGCCCAGGAAGCAGAGCAAACGUGUCCAUGCAAAGAAGAAGUUUGCCAGCCGUGGAAACAGCCCUAUUAGUAGCGAGGACGAACUCAGUGGUCCUGCUCGCCGCGUUAAUAGCGCUCGCUCGAAAGAUGGUCAUGAUUCAGACGACUCUGGCUCUCAGGAGACCAAGGACGAUAGCGGCACAGAGAGUGGCACAGACUCUUACCCACACAAUGCGACUCUCCUACACAAGUUUGGACGUGAGAAGCCCAAGACAUCGGCAGUCCGUAACGGACCACAGAGACCCAUUCCCCUGAUACGUGCCGGAGAGGGUAUUAUUCUGGAGUGGAAUGAACACGCAUUCGACGCUCUCUUCGCAGGUGAUCCGCGUGAAGAGGACUCCCUGCGAGGAUCCCCAACAUGGAUGAAUAUCGAUUGCGUUCCCGACCCGGAACUAGCUGAGAAACGUCAAUUGCGUCAAUCCCGGAAAAAGCGCGGGGUUAGUCUGGAUGAGUGUUUGGAUGAAUUCGGCAAGGAGGAGAUUCUCUCCGAGAAUGACGCCUGGUACUGUCCCCGUUGCAAAGAGCACCGUCGCGCGUCGAAGAAAUUUGAGCUGUGGAAGUGUCCAGAUAUAUUGGUGAUGCAUCUGAAACGCUUUAGCGCCAAUAGAGGGUUCCGGGAUAAGAUUGACGCACUAGUUGAUUUCCCGCAUGAGUUGGAUAUGACUGGCCGGGUGCAAAUGCCUGAGGAGGGCAAGAGCUUGCAGUAUGAGUUGAUCGCUGUCGAUAAUCAUUACGGCGGCCUUGGUGGUGGGCAUUAUACUGCGUUCGCCAAGAACUUUUUUGAUGGGUGUUGGUAUGAAUACAAUGACUCCCACGUUUCGAAGAAAACAAACCCUUCUGCAGUGGUUACCUCUGCCGCAUACCUUCUAUUCUAUCGCCGUCGUUCUGACGUCCCUUUAGGCGGAGAAUAUCUCGCCAAUGUCACCAGAAUGGCGAACAACCAAGACCAAGCCGACUCUGAUUCACAGACCGACUCCCGACAGCCCUCCCCUUCGGGGGAAGGCCAGCGCCUCGGUGGCUCCUCCCGCAGUGGGUCGUCGAGCGCUUUAACCGGAGCCGCAGCAAUUCACCAAGCGGGAGAUGGUGGUUUGCGGGGCGGAAUCCAAGCGAGGGAUGAUGACGACCUCCCAGAGUACUUCGAGCAUGGCCUAGAUGGCACCAGCCGGAACCAUCUAGAAGACAUGGAUCUGGAAGAUGAAGGGUUCGACGCAAGCUUUGGCCCAGAGCUGAAUUUCUCCAACCACCCAAUCUGGUCAUUUGACCGUGCAGAGGUCCCGUAUGGACCGUCAGGUCUCGUUUCCGCGCCCGCCAACUCCUUCUACGACGGCGACGGUGAUGAGGAUCUAGAUGACGAUGCUAGCAACAAGGCCGUCGGCGGUGGCGACAUGAGCGAUUCGGAAUCACGGCUAGCGAUGCUGAAUGACUCCGAUGAGCCGGGGAUGGUCUUUGACGAUCUAGAUCCGACUACGGUACAGAAUAUUACGCAUUAG